This is a messenger RNA of Effrenium voratum, 962 nucleotides long. Lineage: Eukaryota; Dinophyceae; Suessiales; Symbiodiniaceae. The record is from the annotation of a GenBank genome assembly.
AGGUUGUUCCUCGCCGCGUGUCCGAAACCGAUAGGCCUUGCUAUUCCGCCCGUCAGCCAUGGGAGUGCAUGUUGAGACAGUGGUGUCAGACCAGGAACCCGACAAUAAGUCGCGGGAGCUCGAAUGUUUUGCCAUGAGGAGGUGUUCAACGAUGUGAAGAUCUGGAACAACAUCAGCGGGGACCUCAAGAAGGCUCUCUAUAAUUGCCGGGCCUUAGAUGGCAUGACACCCUUCCAGGAGUACUGCAAUGCCCUCAGCAUGGUCGUGCCUGGAGCUCUUUGCCUCUACCUCUGCCUGUGGCCAUCUUCUGGCUUGUGGUGGACUUGGCGUAUGAGCAUCAUCGCUGCUGCAGUCCUGCUGCACUUGCCCUUCAGCAUGGCUUUCCACUUGCUGCUGGCCCAGCGAAAGCUGCAGCACUCCAGCAACAACACGGCCAGGCGUUUGGAUCAGACCUUCAUCCACGUGACCUGCAUGGCGAGUGCUGCUGCCUUGAGCACCAGCGAGGUCUACUGCUCCCUGUGCAUCCUCUUGAAUAUGUACUUCAUCAGCCGGCUUUGGGCAUUCCGAGAUGCAGGAGUCACCGAGCGAAUGGCCAACAUCGGCAUGGCGGUGCUGCUCUACUGGGUGCCCCCACUGCUGCGAGGAGAUUUCCAGAACACUGCGUGUGGAGUCGGGUACUUCGUCCUGGGGGCCCUGUGCAUGCACUUCCGCCUAGGCGGAUGGGGUCACAGCUUGCUGCACAUCCUGAGCGGCGGGCUUUGCUAUCACAUCCUGGCCGCUGGAGCCUUCUAGGGACAGCGGAUGGCCAAAGACGCGCCGCAAUGUCGGAUGUCUCGGGUUCUGUUUCCACCAACCCGCGGGCAAGCCGGCCGGUUCCGGUUCCGGCAAGCGCGUGGCGGGAAGCAGGUUCCGAACAGGUUGCAUCCCCGGCCCCUGAAAAAUGAACUUGGGGGAGGGUGUCA